Molecule: messenger RNA, 993 nt
Organism: Camellia sinensis
Lineage: Eukaryota; Viridiplantae; Streptophyta; Magnoliopsida; Ericales; Theaceae
Source: RefSeq, a predicted model, not a curated record
AUGUCCAGCAGGGUGAAGAAAUUAUGCUCUUCAAUGCUAACUGCUUCACCAUUCUAUUGGGGAUUAGCUUUGAUUGUUCUUGCCAAGGCUAGUCAAGGAAUAUGUUUGAGAGCCCUCACCUUUGGUGGCAUCACAUGGGUUUUUGUAUCGUCAAUUUUUGGUCCUGAUUGGUCUCAUCGGUUUUUGAUAUCUGCAUGUGUAAUGGCAAUUUGGAUCGCUAUAUUUUUUAUUGGAUACGCAUUCCUUUCCCCCCCUCAACUGCGAGCAAGUCCCCUCACAAACAUGUUGUGGGUCUUUCUGGCUGCAUUCUUAAAGAGGCAUCUUGACUCUACUAAGCCAGGUACAGAAUUGAACUAUGGGGAUGAUGCUCAGACACCUCAAGGUCAAGUGGAUGAGGUUGAGGAGACAAAGCUUCUGUUAAGAAUGGUUCCAAUCGCAGCUACCUUUCUUCUGUAUGGGGUAAUCAAAUCCAACAGAUUCGCGAUAUCAGCAGUGAAACCUCUGUAUAGGAUGGUAUUUGAACAACGAAUAGAGCGAAUGAAUGGGAGAUACUCAUCUGGAAUGAAGAUGGGAAUCAUGGAUGGAUUAGCUCGUGAUGGUAUGGAGGAUUUCUUCAAGUAUCAGGUUCCAGAGUCAAUGAGGAAGAGAUAUGUGCUCGUACUCACUGAAGUUGUGAUCGGAUGGGGAAAAAUACUGAACAUAGGGUUUAUUAUGAUAUUAGACAUGGUGCUCGAGAAGUUGAGAGUUGAAGAUGGAAGUUGGAUUGCAGACACUGUGAAUCUGAGCCGCUUGGAUCUUUUUUAUGCUGCAUUAGUGGUGGUGAGCAUAGCCAAUCUGUUUAUCUUUGCAUAUGUUGCUAGUUUCUACACUUACCGUGAUUUUCCAGAAGAGGAAUACAACGAAGAAGAAGAAGAUCCACAUGAAGAAAUUAAACUGGAAAGAAGCAAGACAAGGUGGAACCAACACCUGAUGAAGAAACUGACCAACACCUGA